Molecule: messenger RNA, 1482 nt
Organism: Polychytrium aggregatum
Lineage: Eukaryota; Fungi; Chytridiomycota; Chytridiomycetes; Polychytriales
Product: glycolipid 2-alpha-mannosyltransferase-domain-containing protein
Exons: 4
Coding region: 4-1215 (403 amino acids)
Biological process (GO): cell wall mannoprotein biosynthetic process; protein N-linked glycosylation
Cellular component (GO): Golgi apparatus; membrane
Molecular function (GO): alpha-1,2-mannosyltransferase activity
Source: RefSeq, a predicted model, not a curated record
ACAAUGAAAGGAGUCAAGCGCCUCAUGACAUUCGCACUCUUCAGCGUCCUGGUGCUGAUCUGCGCAAUCGAACUAUGGAUACGCAACACUCGGUCCUCGUCUGCAGAUAUCGUCGUUCAGGUGUUCUCGGAUACGGGUACAGUCCCAUUCAAAACCCAGCCCGAGACGUUGAUGAUCAAGCAUCUGUCGUAUCAAAACGUGCCUGGUCGGGAAAACGCCUGCAUCAUCAUGCUGGCGCGCAACUCGGACAAGAAAAACGUUGUCAAGACCCUCGCCACGUUCGAGUCCACCUUCAAUGCCCGCUAUAUGUAUCCGUAUGUGUUUUUCAAUCAAGAGCCCUUCGAUGACGACUUCAAGGACGCAGUCUCCAGUGCGACAGAGGCAAAGGUCCGCUUCGAGCUGAUCCCACAAGAUCAGUGGUCCAUUCCGCCCAACUUCAACCGAUCGGCUGUGCUGGAGUCCUUCAGGAAGCAGGGCGAGCGACCCGGACUCAAGGCUGAGCUUGAGAACUACCACCACAUGUGCCGCUACUUCUCUGGGUUCUUUGCCACCCAUCCAGCCCUGAGGGACUUCAAGUACUACUGGAGGCUCGAGCCCAGUGUUUCCUAUUACUGCACACUCAACUAUGAUCCUUUUGAGCUGAUGCGAAAGCAGAACAAGAUAUACGGUUUCAACAUUGUUGGAGUCGAGAUUCUGUGGACAGUGCCGACCCUUUGGAGCUCAACCCUGGAGUAUCUCCACUCGCGCAACCGGAGCUUUCCUCUCCACCUGCGAGCCUUUGACCAACGAACAGGGGACGAGCCCGAAUCUGAAAGUAGAUAUAACUACAAAUAUUUCUUCAACAACUUUGAGAUUGCCGAUCUCGAUUUUUUCCGGUCCGACGAGUACCUGGACUACUUCAAGUUUCUGGAUGAUAAAGGCGGGUUCUUUUUCGAGCGAUGGGGGGACGCUCCGGUCCAUACGCUUGGCAUCGCCCUCUUCCUUGAUCCGAGCCAAGUGCACUAUUUCCAUGAUAUUGGAUAUCGCCACGAGGGAUACAUCCACUGCCCCGUUGACAUUCCAGAGGACGGCGUCGCCUACGAAACAUGCCACUGCCGGGACCAAAUGCCCAAGAGCGACUCGAUCAUGCGGGUCUCGGACUCAACUUGGGAGGAUGCCCUCAAAUACUACCUUCGCAUUGUGCCUGAGCUCAAUCUCGAGAGUUAUAUAGGGUGAUCGUGUUCGGCUCAGGAGCCUAUCUUGGCGGAGGAGGACGCACAAUUAUGAUGGCCGAUUUUCUUUGUGGAAAGUGUCGGGGCCGAAAAUCUCGUCGGAAUCUCCUACCCCAAUGCCGAUCUUCCUAUGCUAUAGAUGUGUACUCCAUGUACUAGAUAUCCGAGAUGUAACAAUAUAGCACAGUUGAUAAGGACGGGCGCUGGCCACGAUGUCCGUAUCCUCCCGGCACCACAGCCAUAUGGCAAGUUGGAUGGGAGUGAAUGAAGG